CUAACCCACUCUGAUUUGCAGCUGUCCCUGGUUUCUAAAGUGAAAAAACCUGCAAAACUGCCAUCUAAGUGAACGAUUCCAUUCUUCAUCAAUCAAAGUGCUCACUCUUACGUUAGACAGAUCUCACUCUAUCUUUUCUCUUCUCCUCAUCUACGUUUAGAUUCGGAAUUAAUUAAAAAAGCUUCGGAAGAAAAAAAAGAUGAAUUCACAGUCAAUGCUGUAUAGCCAGCUCAAGGCUGCAGAACCAUUCUUCCUGUUAGCAGGUCCUAAUGUGAUUGAAUCAGAGGAACACAUUAUGAAGAUGGCUAAGCACAUAAAAACUGUUACAUCUAAAGUUGGCAUCCCAUUGGUUUUCAAAUCAAGUUUUGACAAGGCUAAUAGAACAUCAUCAAAAUCUUUUCGUGGCCCAGGGAUGGUUGAGGGGUUGAAGAUACUUGAGAAGGUUAAAGUAGCAUAUGACCUCCCUAUAGUGACAGAUGUGCAUGAGUCCGUCCAGUGUGAAGUAGUCGGCAGAGUUGCAGAUAUCAUUCAAAUUCCAGCAUUCUUAUGCCGUCAAACAGAUCUUCUAGUUGCUGCAGCCAAAACUGGGAAAAUUGUCCACAUCAAGAAGGGCCAGUUUUGUGCUCCUUCCGUCAUGGCAAAUUCAGCAGAGAAGGUUCGGUUGGCUGGAAAUCCUAAUGUUAUGGUUUGUGAGAGAGGAACUAUGUUUGGAUACAAUGAUUUGAUUGUCGAUCCACGUAAUCUGGAGUGGAUGAGAGAAGUCAAUUGCCCUAUUGUAGCUGAUAUAACACACUCACUGCAACAGCCCGCUGGAAAGAAGUUGGAUGGCGGAGGUGUUGCAAGUGGAGGUCUUCGAGAACUAAUACCUUGCAUUGCAAGAACUGCAGUUGCUGUAGGAGUGGAAGGGAUUUUCAUGGAGAUACAUGAUGAUCCACUGACUGCUCCUGUUGAUGGUCCAACACAGUGGCCUUUACGCCACUUGGAGGAGUUACUUGAAGAGCUUGUAGCUAUUGCUAGGGUAAGCAAAGGGAAGAAAAAAUUCAACAUUGAUCUCACACCAUUUCGUGAAUAGUAAAAAUGGUGAUGAUUUUCUGUUAUUAAGAAUAUAAUUCUCUGAGGAUUGGCCUUUAUAAGAUCAGAUUGUUUUAAAGUUGAAUGUUUCGAUUAUCUUUGCACCCCAUCAUAAGUUCAAGCCCUUAUAAAGGAGAGCUUAUCUUGAAAGAGAGAUUAUUUGAAGUAGUAACAUAUCCAAUUAUCAUUUGUCACAGAUUCUAUGUAGCCUUCCAAAUCAUUGCUGUUUCUAGAAGAAAUGUGGAUCUAGAAAGUUAAGUAUUUUUUGUAACACCUUAACUUUUAGCAUCUCAUGAUCGUAUUAAAAGCUUAGGCGUUAUUAAUCUACUUUCCUUUUAUUAG
This is a messenger RNA of Arachis ipaensis, 1413 nucleotides long. The record is from RefSeq and is a predicted model, not a curated record. NCBI's taxonomy places the organism in Eukaryota, Viridiplantae, Streptophyta, Magnoliopsida, Fabales, Fabaceae.